CUCAAGCGUGCCCGGCGCCUGCGCCGGAUCCCUCGGCCGGUAGUAGCGAUGUCUAGUCGAUCUAAACGGGAGUCUCGUGGUUCCACCCGCGGGAAGCGCGAGUCCGAGUGGCGGAGCAGCUCGGGUCGCGUGAAGCGGGAGCGAGAUCGGGAGCGGGAGCCCGAGGCGCCAGGCUCUCGGGGCAGCCCGGUGCGCGUGAAGCGAGAGGUCGAGCCGGCGAGCGUGCGCGAUGUCCCCGCGCCCCCAGUCCCGGCGGUGCGGGUGAAGCGGGAGCGCGAGGCCGACGAGGACUCGGAGCCCGAGCGGGAGGUGCGAGCGAAGAAUGGCCGUGUGGAUUCUGAGGACCGGAGGAGCCGCCACUGCCCAUACCUGGAUACCAUUAACAGGAGCGUGCUGGAUUUUGACUUUGAGAAACUGUGUUCUAUCUCCCUCUCGCAUAUCAAUGCAUACGCCUGUCUGGUGUGCGGCAAGUACUUUCAAGGCCGGGGCUUGAAGUCUCACGCCUACAUUCACAGCGUCCAGUUUAGCCACCAUGUCUUCUUGAACCUCCACACCCUCAAGUUUUACUGCCUUCCAGACAACUAUGAGAUCAUCGAUUCCUCACUGGAGGAUAUCACGUAUGUGUUGAAGCCUACUUUCACAAAGCAGCAGAUUGCAAACUUGGACAAGCAAGCCAAACUGUCCCGGGCAUAUGAUGGUACCACUUACCUACCGGGUAUCGUGGGACUGAAUAACAUAAAGGCCAACGACUAUGCCAAUGCUGUCCUUCAGGCUCUGUCUAAUGUUCCUCCCCUCCGGAACUACUUCCUGGAAGAAGAUAAUUAUAAGAACAUCAAGCGCCCCCCAGGGGAUAUCAUGUUCCUGCUGGUGCAGCGUUUUGGAGAGCUCAUGAGAAAGCUGUGGAACCCUCGGAAUUUUAAGGCGCACGUCUCUCCCCACGAGAUGCUUCAGGCUGUUGUCCUUUGUAGCAAAAAGACUUUUCAGAUCACCAAACAAGGGGAUGGCGUUGACUUCCUGUCUUGGUUUCUGAAUGCCCUGCACUCCGCUCUGGGGGGCACAAAGAAGAAAAAGAAGACGAUUGUGACCGAUGUUUUCCAAGGGUCCAUGAGGAUCUUCACUAAAAAGCUUCCCCAUCCUGACCUGCCAGCAGAGGAGAAAGAGCAGCUGCUCCAUAAUGACGAGUACCAGGAGACAAUGGUGGAGUCCACGUUUAUGUACCUGACGCUGGACCUCCCUACUGCCCCGCUCUACAAGGAUGAGAAGGAGCAGCUUAUUAUUCCCCAGGUGCCGCUCUUCAACAUCCUGGCCAAGUUCAACGGCAUCACGGAGAAGGAGUAUAAGACUUACAAAGAGAACUUCCUGAAGCGCUUCCAGCUCACCAAGCUGCCUCCAUAUCUAAUCUUUUGUAUCAAGAGAUUCACUAAGAACAACUUCUUUGUGGAGAAGAAUCCAACGAUUGUCAACUUCCCUAUUACAAACGUGGAUCUGAGAGAAUACUUGUCUGAAGAAGUGCAAGCAGUCCACAAGAACACCACCUAUGACCUCAUCGCCAACAUCGUGCACGACGGCAAGCCCUCCGAGGGCUCCUACCGCAUCCACGUGCUGCAUCACGGCACUGGCAAAUGGUACGAAUUACAAGACCUCCAGGUGACGGACAUCCUGCCCCAGAUGAUCACGCUGUCGGAGGCUUACAUUCAGAUUUGGAAAAGGAGGGAUAACGAUGAAGUCAACCAGCAGGGGGCUUGAAGGAGGCAUCCAGGGCUUCGGCAGGGCGCAGUAAGAAUACUGAAGCUGUCGCUGAGCACAGCCUGACUGCAGAUUGCCUGGCUCAGCCCUGUUUUUGUGGGUUCUGCCGACACCAGAGCACUAGAGGGGCCCAUCUGCCUGGGAUGGCCCUGUGCUGUCCCUGUUUUUCGAUCAGGUUAUUGUACAUCGACGUCCCUUUCUCCUUCCUGUCUGUCUCCCUUUUAGCUUCAGCACGCAAAACUUUUUCCAGACGGCCGUAAUUUAUUUCUGUGUAGACUGGCGUAUCUCAAGGGCAGACAGCGUCUUACAGACAUCAAGCCUUGGGGUUCUGGGAAUAAGAGUGUGAAGACAGUGACGUAAGUCGUCUAUUGUAGGAAGAUGAUUUUCUCUUUCCUUUCAUUUCUUGAUGUGUUUUUUGAAAUGGAUUAAACAUUCUCCUGUUCUUAAA
Molecule: messenger RNA, 2194 nt
Organism: Chinchilla lanigera (long-tailed chinchilla)
Lineage: Eukaryota; Metazoa; Chordata; Mammalia; Rodentia; Chinchillidae
Gene: Usp39
Product: ubiquitin specific peptidase 39
Exons: 13
Coding region: 49-1746 (565 amino acids)
Biological process (GO): mRNA processing; spliceosomal complex assembly; protein deubiquitination
Molecular function (GO): zinc ion binding; cysteine-type deubiquitinase activity
Source: RefSeq, a predicted model, not a curated record